Molecule: messenger RNA, 1743 nt
Organism: Penicillium maclennaniae
Lineage: Eukaryota; Fungi; Ascomycota; Eurotiomycetes; Eurotiales; Aspergillaceae
Product: MFS transporter
Exons: 11
Coding region: 1-1743 (580 amino acids)
Biological process (GO): transmembrane transport
Cellular component (GO): membrane
Molecular function (GO): transmembrane transporter activity
Source: RefSeq, a predicted model, not a curated record
AUGUCGCGGCCAAUCUCGCCACCCCGCAUUCGCACCGAGCACGAACCCGGAACCGAAACGCACAUUGAAAAGACACGCGAAAGUGAAAGUCCGCGCCGCUCGACGGAUGGCAAUAGCUCUAAUGAUGGAUUGGAAGACGAGAAUAAGCAAUAUGAAGAGGAUGGAACUUUUGCGCCGAUUGCGUGCCCUACGACGCACGAGGAGCGCGGGACGCUACAAAAGAUGAGGUCCAAUGCGUCGCGGUCGUUGGAGCGGAGUUGGUCGUUGAAUGAUGGGGUCAGUAUUGGCGGGGAGAAAUUUGAGGAGAGCGCUGAGGAUGGAGGGGAUAAUGGGUUUGUUGUUGGGUGGGAGGAAGGGGAUGUGAUGUAUCCGAGGAAUAUGAGUAAGGCGCGGAAGUGGUUGAUUGUCAUCAUUGUAUCGAUGGGGUCACUUUGUGUGACCUGUACGUCAUCGAUGUACACCACGACGUAUACUCAGUUGAUGAAAGAGUUUGGGUGCUCACAGGAGGUCACGACUUUGGGAUUGUCCUUUUUUAUCUGGGGCCUUGGAGUGGGUCCGCUUUUCCUGAGUCCUUUAUCUGAGUUCUAUGGCCGGAGAAACAUCUAUAUCGUCUCAUUCUCUCUGUUUCUGAUAUGGCUCAUUCCCUGCGCGGUUGCAAAGAACAUCCAGACUAUGAUCGUUUGUCGUUUCUUCAAUGGAUUGUCAGGAAGUGCUUUCCUCAGUGUUGCUGGUGGCACUGUGGGCGAUCUGUUUGAUCGACAUGAGCUCGCUUUCCCCAUGAUGCUUUAUACGGCAAGUCCGUUUGUUGGACCUGAACUUGGACCUCUUAUCGGUGGAUUUAUCAACACGUUCACAACAUGGCGGUGGACAUUCUAUGUCCUUCUCAUUUGGACUGGCGUUCUGCUCGUCUCGAUCGUGCUUCUCGUUCCGGAGACCUACCAUCCCGUGCUAUUGAGGCGGAAAGCGCAAAAGCUCCGCAAGGAAACCGGAGAUGACCGAUGGAUCGCCCCCAUCGAAAAGAUGAAUCGAUCAGUAGCGCAGACCGUUCUGCGAUCUAUGUACCGCCCAAUUCAACUCUUGGUCCUGGAGCCUAUGUGCCUGAACUUGUGUAUCUUUUCAGCCAUCCUACUGGGUAUUCUCUACCUCUUUUUCGGAGCCUUUCAAUUGGUUUUUGAAAGCGUAUACGGCUUUUCAUUAUGGCAACGAGGCCUCUGUUUUCUGGGUCUCUUUGUCGGCAUGGUUCUCGCGAUCAUCUCGGAUCCCUUUUGGCGGCGAAAUUAUGCGCGUCUGGAGCAAAAUUACCAGAAGGCCACUAAUAAUCUCGAUGAGUUUCAGCCGGAGUGGCGUCUGCCUCCAGCCAUCCUGGGCGGACCCUUGGUCACCAUUGGGCUGUUCAUCUUCGCUUGGACAAUUUACCCUGACGUGCACUGGAUCGCUCCCAUCAUUGGUAGUGCUGUGUUUGGCGCAGGGACUAUCCUGGUCUACUCUGGGAUCUUCACCUUUCUCGUCGAUGCCUAUCCUACCUUCGCAGCCAGCGCUCUAGCAGCGAACAGCUUCACCCGGUCAGCAUUUGGAGGCAUAUUUCCCCUGUUUGGGAUUCAAAUGUACAAUAACCUGGGCUACCAUUGGGCGACUUCGCUGCUGGCUUUCCUGACCCUGGCAAUGGCCCCUUUCCCGUACAUUUUCUUCAAAUACGGAGCUCGUAUUCGCAAGAAAAGUCGUUUUGCGACCCAGCAGAUGUGA